CUCCGCCGACACAGCAGCCUAGUCUACGCUUGCUACGUAGGCACCAGCCCGCCCAGCCAUUGUCCAGAGUCCUACUGUGUGCCAGGCGCUGGGCCGGGUACCCAAGCCUCCCACAGUGCAGAGCUCCUCUUUCCCCCGCCUCCGGAGGGUGCGGUUGGAGGAGAAAUCCACUCCCCAAAGGUCUAGAAAGCUCAAACCUAGAACCGUGCGAUCCGCACGGCCGGAGGCGCCCAGGUCCCGGGCGGCCCGGGAGCGCGCUUCUCCGCGGCCGCGCGGGGUCCCCCGUCUGGCGCUCAGGUGGCUUUCGCCGCCCACUUGGCCGCUCCCCUCCCCUCCCCUCUUCCCCUCCCCUCCCCUCUCCUCCCCGGCGAGGGUCGGAGUCGGCUGUUGCGCGCGGGGAGGAAGGAGGGGCUACGAGGGAUUUGAAAGUGCUCGGGCUGCUCAGCGGAGCUCGCGUCUGUCCCCGCCGCCCGCGAGCGGAUUAAAUUUCUGCAAAUUCAAACUGAAUGGGGCUUUCUUCUGCCGCCUUCCAGAGGGCGCCUGCAGCCCGCCGCGCGCUCCUCUCCGGCGGGAGCGGCCCCGGCGCGCACCGCUGACGACCCGGCGGCGCCCGGGCUUGGGGACCCGCCGCCCGACAGCGCUGCCCCGGGACUAGCAGCCGCUGCCCCUCGCGAGCCGAGCAGGGCACCGGACGGGGCCGCGGACGCGAUCUGGCCGAGCGAUCCUCCGGGGACCAACUUCUCGGGGGCGGGUCCCGGGCGCCCCGUCGCCAGCUAUUGUCUGCGCGCCGCGCUCGCCCGCCUGCUCGCUCGCUCGCUCGGCGGCGGUGGGGGGCGCGAGCGCGGAGACCCGAGCCGGGCGGAGCCGGGCCCAGGGCGGCGGCGGGAGGAGCCGGGACGGCUCGGGGAGCGGGAGGAGGAGCGGCGGCCGUGAGCGCGGGAGCCGGGCGGCGCGAUGCCGGCGGCAGCGGGGGACGGGCUCCUGGGCGAGCCGGCGGCCCCGGGGGGCGACGGAGGCGCGGAGGACGCGGCCAGGCCGGCGGCGGCCUGCGAGGGAAGUUUCCUGCCCGCCUGGGUGAGCGGCGUGUCCCGCGAGCGGCUCCGCGACUUCCAGCACCACAAGCGCGUGGGCAACUACCUCAUCGGCAGCAGGAAGCUGGGCGAGGGCUCCUUCGCCAAGGUGCGCGAGGGGCUGCACGUGCUGACCGGAGAGAAGGUAGCCAUCAAGGUCAUCGAUAAGAAAAGGGCCAAAAAGGACACCUACGUCACCAAGAACCUGCGCCGAGAGGGGCAGAUCCAGCAGAUGAUCCGGCACCCCAACAUCACGCAGCUCCUGGACAUCUUAGAGACAGAGAACAGCUACUACCUGGUCAUGGAGCUGUGCCCCGGCGGCAACCUGAUGCAUAAGAUCUACGAGAAGAAGCGGCUGGACGAGGCCGAGGCCCGCAGAUACAUCCGGCAGCUCAUCUCCGCCGUGGAGCACCUGCACCGGGCUGGGGUGGUCCACAGAGACUUGAAGAUAGAAAAUUUGCUACUUGAUGAAGACAAUAAUAUCAAGCUGAUUGACUUUGGCUUGAGUAACUGUGCUGGGACCCUGGGUUACUCUGACCCGUUCAGCACACAGUGUGGUAGCCCUGCCUACGCUGCGCCGGAACUGCUGGCCAGGAAGAAAUACGGCCCCAAAAUUGACGUCUGGUCAAUAGGCGUGAACAUGUAUGCCAUGUUGACCGGGACCCUGCCUUUCACAGUGGAGCCUUUCAGCCUGAGGGCUCUGUACCAGAAGAUGGUGGACAAAGAAAUGAACCCCCUCCCAACCCAGCUCUCCACAGGGGCCAUCAACUUCCUGCGCUCUCUCCUGGAGCCGGAUCCCGUGAAGAGGCCGAAUAUUCAGCAAGCACUGGCGAAUCGCUGGCUGAAUGAGAAUUACACCGGGAAAGUGCCCUGUAAUGUCACCUACCCCAACAGGAUUUCUCUGGAAGACCUGAGUCCCAGCGUGGUGCUGCACAUGACGGAAAAGCUGGGCUAUAAGAACAGCGACGUCAUCAACACGGUGCUCUCCAACCGCGCCUGCCACAUCCUGGCCAUCUACUUCCUGUUAAACAAGAAACUUGAGCGCUAUUUGUCAGGGAAAUCUGACAUCCAAGAUAGCAUCUGCUACAAGACCCAGCUCUACCAGAUAGAGAAGUGCAGAGCCACCAAGGAGCCUUAUGAGGCCUCCCUGGACACCUGGACAAGAGACUUUGAGUUCCAUGCUGUGCAAGAUAAAAAGCCCAAGGAACAAGAGAAGAGAGGCGACUUUCUUCAUCGUCCAUUUUCCAAGAAGUUGGACAAGAGCCUGCCUUCUCACAAACAGCCCUCGGCCUCGCUCAUCACACAGAUUCAGAACACCAAAGCCCUGCUCAAAGACCGGAAGGCCUCCAAGUCAGGCUUCCCCGACAAAGAUUCCUUCGGCUGCCGCAAUCUUUUCCGCAAAACUUCUGAUUCCAAUUGUGUGGCUUCUUCCUCCAUGGAAUUCAUCCCUGUCCCACCUCCCAGGACACCAAGGAUUGUAAAGAAACUAGAGCCCCACCAGCCAGGGCCAGGAAGUGCCAGCAUCCUCCCCAAGGAAGAGCCCCUGCUGCUGGACAUGGUUCGCUCCUUCGAGUCUGUGGACCGAGAGGAGCACAUAGAGCUGCUGCCCCCUUCCCAUCACCACAGGAUCCUGAACUCGCCUAUCAGCUUGGCUCGGAGGAAUUCUAGCGAGAGGACGCUCUCCCCGGGGCUGCUGUCCGGAAGCAUGUCACCUCUCCAAACCCCGCUGCAUUCCACGUUGGUCUCUUUCACCCAUGAAGAAAAGAGCAGCCCCCCUAAAGAGGAGGGUGUGUGUUCCCCACCUCCGGUGACCACCAAUGGCCUCAUGCAGCCUCUGGGCAGCCCCAACUGUGUGAAAAGCAGGGGAAGGUUCCCCAUGAUGGGCAUCGGGCAGAUGCUAAGGAAGCGGCACCAGAGCCUUCAGCCUUCCUCGGAGAGGUCCCUGGAGGCCAGCACAUCCCCACUGCAGCCCUCAGCCCCCUCCAGCCUCUCCUUUGACAUGGCUGACGGUAUCAAGGGCCAGUGUUAACACAGGGUGGCAACAUUCCAGGUCUCUGAGGACAGCAAUGGAACAGAGCUCCACACACACACACAUCAGGGUAUGAAUAAUCAACGUCACAGGGGCAUUUUUAUUCUCUUAAUCCUGUCACACCAUGUCCCACACUUGGAUCAGCUGAAAUCCAUAGAUUCAGAGUCCGCACACCCGGACUCACUUAGGGACCCUCUGAGAUGCUGAGAGUCGGGGAUGCCCCAUUCCAGCCUGAGAUCCUCUCACCAAUCACAAAGCCCUCACCACCGUCCCAGAUGGACUCCGGGCCGCAAAGCACAGCUCCGUCUGCUGGACCACUCAGAUUUCCAGACUGGGGCCAGGCCUUCCCUCCCCCGCUGUGCGUGUGCCUCUCGUAGACUGCUCUGUUCAGCCGUCAGUCACAGUCUCACGGGACCACACCACUGCAAGGAUGUUCACCCAGCCGAGGGAUCCCUUCACAGAGGGAAGCAGCCCGUCUUCCCCUAACAGUGAGUCCCUACAGGAGAGCAGAAGUCACAGUGCCUGACCCUGGGAAUCCUGGAGGAAGACAGCACAGAGCCUCAGACAAAGAUGGAACCCAACAGUGAGAACCCAGCUGGAAGGUGGUGACUGAAGGAAACAUUCCUGUGUGAUGUUAUAACAGACUUUUUCUUUUCCUUUUUUUUUUUUUUUUUUUUGGUUGAAACUUGCUGAGGAUUGAAAGAACUUGUCCAAAGAGAUCUUUCUUUAUUAUCUCAUUAAAUUGUAAGUAACUUUUUUUUUUUUGAGACAAGGUCUCUUUAAGUAGCCCAGGCUGGCUUCAAACUCAUCAUCCUCCUGCCUCGGUUUCCAAAAUGCUGGGAUUACAAGUGUAUACCCCUGUGUCUGGCUCAAGAUAGCAAUUAAAAAACAAGACAAAAAAAAAAAAAAAGCCCUACAUGGCCAGAUGGAAAGUACUUUUACCAAUCAUCUUUUUCUGGGAGGCUACAUCUCAGAUGGCCAAAAGGCUGGCUUGGAGAUGAUGGUAGGAACAGUAGACCACAGUGGCCUGCCUGAGGGAUGACAGCCUAGCCAUCCUGUGUUUAUGCUGAGGCAGCAGCAGAAGGCAUGGAACAGCUCCAGAUGGUUCUGAAGAAAGACAGGAUUCUUAAGGCAGAGUUGAGGUGGCAAGGAGGAGGCUUUCAGCAUGCAGUGCUGUUUUUCUGCUGUGGUUAGACCUUAGCUGUUCUGCUGGGAGCUGGGAGCAGGCUUGCCCACUGGGAGAACAUUUUUGGAUGGGUCCAUGCCCAAGGAAGAUUGUGCAGUGCCCCCCAAAAGGGGCAUCAGUCCACGCUGUCUUAUACACCUUUGCCCUCCAGGAUUGAACCAAAGAUGCAUUUUCGGUUUUGUGGCUGUGCCGCCCCUGUGUGUCUCUUGUGGAAUGUGGUGUUGUCUGAUCCUGCCCAGCUGGUACUUGAUGGGGGACUGUCUGUGUGGAUCCUGGGCCCUGGUACUUAGCAGGGGACUGCUCCCGUCAUGAGUAACAUUUUAGGGAAGCAAGGAAUUGGCACAAGCAGGAUCACAGUUUUUUAGGAGCUGAGUUAAGGAACAGCCCAGAAGCUUUGAUCAUUGACUAUUUCAGGUAUCAUCAGAGUCCACAACUGUAGCCAUCAUCUUGGUCAUCAGGUUCAUCAUGUUGGUCCACUGAGUCUAAAGUGGGAGGAUCUCCAUAAAAUCACAGAGCCGCCUUUGGUGGGGAGGGGUGAGACACAGAAUCGCCAUUUCUCAUUUACCAGUAUGGCCUUCCUUUGGCCUCUCCACAGCUCUGACUGAGCAAGAGGAGAACAUGCAUUUGGCUGACCCUAGAAGCAGGGUGCUCUAGUUUUGGCUGAUUUUGACCUGGGCUGCUUAAUCUCUAGUGAGGGACUCACCCCCUUCCUAGGGCCCCUAGGAGGAGGCCAAGUCUUUUCCAGCAGCUGGUGGUGUUCUUCAACAUGGCUUCAGUUCGGCUUCCGGGACUUAACAUUGAAACUAGAACUCCUUAAGCAGGGAGAAGAAUCAUCUACAGACACCCUGUCUGUUUGACGGGCUGUGUUGAGUUUCCAUGGGUGAAGAGUCCUUUUUAAAGAUAACUGCCGACUGGAAGCAUCUGGCUCUACAAGCUGGUAGGAUGUGUACCCAUGUGCUGGGCAACCUCCCCCCCACCCCCCUUGUAGCCCCUUAUGUCUUUUUCUGGCUGUUUGCUUUUCUCACACAUGUGUGUGCCUGUGUUGGUGUUAGCCUGUAGAGAAGGUGUUUCCAUUCUUCGGAUGCUUCGAGAACAGCGUCAGAUGCACAACUAGUUUCCUGUGUUGCCGUGGUAACUGGGACUCUGAACUCAGGUGUAUAGUGAACCCAGUGAGAGGCAAAGGGGAGCAAGGAAGGGAAACAAGCUGUGUUUUGGGAUGUGUAUAAACACCCGACAGACAAGUCUAUGAAACAGAGUGAAAGAAGAAAUGUCAAAUUCUUUAUUGUUUUAUUAUAUUUAUGUGGAAAACUUGACUAUCCUCUUUUUAAGUAGAGAGUGUAUUGUGUGUGUGACCCAUGACUGUCCUUCACGGUCUCUGCCUGUGGUUCCAGUCAGCCUGUGGCUACCGAUGGGAACGACCAAACUGCCAUCAAAUGAAGUCCAGGAGGAAGACUCUAUUUUAGUUGUACGAUUUGGUCAUAAGUCAGAACUAUAUUUAUGUCACUAUUAUGGAAUAUAUGUACUUUUAUAAUGGCUGUGAAAUACACUUUUUCCUCACUA
Meriones unguiculatus (Mongolian gerbil) is the source of this 5845-nucleotide messenger RNA. It is a transcript of the gene Hunk, whose product is annotated as hormonally up-regulated Neu-associated kinase. The transcript has 11 exons. Gene Ontology annotation, molecular function: protein serine/threonine kinase activity; ATP binding. The record is from RefSeq and is a predicted model, not a curated record. Lineage: Eukaryota; Metazoa; Chordata; Mammalia; Rodentia; Muridae. Gene Ontology annotation, cellular component: cytoplasm. Gene Ontology annotation, biological process: intracellular signal transduction; protein phosphorylation. The coding region runs from base 955 to 3099 and encodes 714 amino acids.